CAGAUUUUCACGGGGAAUAGCGACAGGUCGAGCCCGGUAACAAACCUCCUCAGCCCGCCCAUGCCAGCCCGGUACGUCCGGUUCGUGGUGCAGACAUGGAGGGGACACGUCUGCAUGCGGGUAGACGUGCUCGGCUGCAGGGACGAAGCACAUGAAAUCUGCAGUUCGCCGCUGGGAAUGGAGUCAGGAAAUAUCCUCGAUGACAGCAUCACAGCGUCUUCCGUACACGAACACUGUCCGAUACCCCACAGCCGGCUGAACAGCGUCAUAUCCUGGUGCGCGCUGGCAAACGACGUUAACGAGUGGCUGCAGAUUGACCUAGGUUUAGCAAUCGUUUCCGGGGUCAUCACCCAAGGUCGUGGGGACUUAAAUCAGUGGGUGACGUCAUACAAGCUGCAGUUCAGCACAGGGGGCGCUUCAGGCAACUGGACAACCUACCAGGAAAGCGACGGAGUCGACAAGGUGUUCCCAGGUAACGUAGACAACACGACGCCAGUUCGCCACCUGCUGCAGUCACCUGUCACUACCAGGUACGUCCGGCUCGUCCUCGUGACGUGGCACGGACACAUCAGCAUGAGGGUGGAGGUGCUGGGGUGUUAUGACGUUGCCUUCGGGCCCCAAGGAUCUGCCUUCUUACCCGAGGACUGUCAGGAUAUCCACCUCGCGGACCCGGACCUGCCGAGCGGCCCUUAUACUGUGUUCCCCUGGGGCGCCCCUAGCGGCCUCCUGGUGUACUGCGACAUGGAUACCGACGGAGGCGGCUGGACGGUGUUCCAGAGACGCCAGGACGGCUCAGUAGACUUCUACCUGUACUGGGACGACUACAGGGCCGGUUUCCCCUCCCAGCGCGUCAGCGGCGAGUUCUGGCUCGGGAACGACAACAUCCACCUCCUGACGUCACAGAAGGACUACGUGCUGAGGGUGGAUCUGAAGGCUGUGGAUGGGGCUACUGCGUACGCCGUGUACGACAGCUUCACCGUGGCGGAUGAGUCAGACAAGUACAGGCUGGCCGUUGGGAGAUACAGCGGAACUGCAGGUGACGCCAUGGCCUGGCAUAACGGAAUGCGGUUCAGCACCAGGGACAGCGACAGCGACACCUCAGCGCUCAACUGUGCCGUCACCUACACCGGGGCCUGGUGGUACAACGGCUGUCAUCAUGCCAACCUGAACGGCAUGUACGGCAACAACGACUUCGGGAAGGGGGUCAACUGGAUCCAGUUUAAAGGGGAAUAUGAGUCGCUUGCGUUUAGUGAGAUGAAAAUAAGGCCCAAGGCUUAACGGCAGUUUUUGAACACAACAUUCUGAAACACAC
This is a messenger RNA of Branchiostoma belcheri (Belcher's lancelet), 1312 nucleotides long. RefSeq names its product ryncolin-1-like. The transcript is spliced from 7 exons. Lineage: Eukaryota; Metazoa; Chordata; Leptocardii; Amphioxiformes; Branchiostomatidae. Bases 61 to 1278 code for a protein of 405 amino acids. The record is from RefSeq and is a predicted model, not a curated record.